Molecule: messenger RNA, 401 nt
Organism: Linderina pennispora
Lineage: Eukaryota; Fungi; Kickxellomycota; Kickxellomycetes; Kickxellales; Kickxellaceae
Exons: 1
Coding region: 139-327 (62 amino acids)
Source: RefSeq, a predicted model, not a curated record
CUGUCCUGGAAUUGGAUAAAUAGCUGAAGACUUCGACAGUCCAGCAGGUGCUUCAAUAUCACUUCGGUACAACUCCAAUUCAAUUAAUUUUCUCCAUUCGCUGGACCGAACCCACAUAGUUCAACCAACAAAUCUAUAAUGCGCUUCUUCCUCGUUGCUACCAUCUUCGCUGCCGUUGUUGCCGCUGCCCCUGCUCCUGCUCCUGUUGAGCACGUCCCGUAUGACGGCACUCUCGGCGGUGUUGUCAAGACGUUAUCUGGCCUUACUGAGGCAGUAGGUGUGCUGGUCAACCAGCUGACUAACGACCUCGGCCAGGGGCCAAAAUAAAUAAUCGCGUUCUCUGCUGCGUUCAUUAGCUAUAAAGCAAAUAAUCAUUCUCAAUACAACCUUCAAAAGAACGC